GUGUGGAUAGGCUUCCUCGAUGAACGAUACGUUUAAUGCCUAUAGCGGCCCGGUCUAACUUGCAAAAAAACAUCAAAAGUCAAGGACACGAUCUGCGACAAUUGUUGUACUUGUUGCAAGCGGCCAGCGAUUGCAACCCCACGGUUUCGCUGGGCAGAUGACAUAGUGGUAUUUCAUGAGCCUGAUCUACUUCCUUUAAAGAUGAUUAACAGGCAUGGCACCGCCCUGUUGGGUAUAGGACUACUAGUCAUCUUCGGCCCUUGCGCGGGUAGUAGUGAGCCGUCUCCUGCGACCUCGGAGAUCUUAGAGUCCAUCAGGUCACAAGCCUUGUUCUUUGAGGACUUCAACGACGACGGCUGGCAGUCCAGAUGGAAGCACUCUAGCGACCCCAAGUAUAAUGGGAGGUUCAUUACCGCAGCGGCGAAGAACUGGACCGGCAAGGGGCUAAAGAUCCCGGACAGUAGCCGCUACUACGGCCUCACCGCACUGCUCCCCUCUCCCAUCGACCCGGUCGUACGACAAGGCGGCAGCAGCGGCCCCUCCGAAACCCCGCUGCCGCUGGUGGUGCAGUACGAGGUGCGGUACGACAGCGGCGUCACGUGCGGCGGCUCCUACCUGAAGCUCCUGUCCGCUGACUCGGCUCUGGAGCCGCAGGGGCUGCGGGAGAGCACCCCCUACUCCAUCAUGUUUGGACCCGACAAAUGCGGGGGACCCGGCAAGAUCCACCUCAUCCUGCGCCACCGCCACGCCCUCACCGGCACCGUCACCGAGAAGCACCUGUCGGCGGCCCCGCUGCCCGAGUCCAGUGACAUCUACACGCACGUGUACACGCUGAGGAUAGGCCCCGACCACCGCUACGAGAUCCUGGUGGACGGCUCCUCCCGCUCCUCCGGCAGCCUGCUGGAGGAGGGGGUGCUGGCGCCGCCGCUGCUGCCGCCGCGGGAGGUGCCCGACCCGGACGACAUCAAGCCGGCAGACUGGGUGGAGCAGGCGACCAUUCCCGACCCUGACGCCGUGAAGCCGGAGGGCUGGGACGAGCGCGAGCAGAUCGAGGACGAGGACGCGGUCAAGCCCAAGGGCUGGCGGGAGGAUGAACCGGAGAUGAUUGACGAUCCUGCCGCCAAGAAACCCGCCGACUGGGAUGAUGAGGAGGAUGGCGCCUGGGAGCCCCCGCAGCUACCCAACCCGCGCUGCAAGGUGGGCUGCGGGCCCUGGCGCCGCCCCCUGAAGCCCAACCCCGCCUUCAAGGGAGCCUGGAAGCCGCCGCACAUCCCCAACCCCAAGUACAAGGGUCCCUGGGUUCAGAAGCGCAUCCCCAACCCCGACUUCUACACCGACCCCGAGCCGCUUCGCUCCGGCGUGGCACCCAUCGGGGGAGUGGCUCUGGAGCUGUGGACGGUGGACUCGGGCUACAUGUUCGACAAUAUCCUGCUCACCCGCGACCCGGCGGUGGCGGAGGCGGCGCGGAGGGGGCUGUGGCAGCCGCGUCAUGAGGCGGAGGUUGCUGCGUUCGAGGCUCAGGUGAAGGCCAACGAGGAUGCCGAGCGGCGGCGUCAGAAGACGGAGGCGGAGGAGAGGCGCAAGAAGAGGGCGCAAGCCGGCGCGCAGGGCCGUGUGGCUGAGGCGUUUGAGCAGCUCACGGAGAGGGUGCUGGGGCUGUUCGAGGCGGGCGGCCUGCUGUCCCCGCUGGCUCCCUCCCUGGCGCCGCUGUUGGAGUGGCUGCGGGGCAAUCCGCAGGGGUCGGGGGUGCUGCUGGGAGGUCUGCCGCUGCUGGUGCUGCUGCCGCUGCUGCUGCGCACCGCGUUCGGGGGAGGGAAGAAGAAGGGGAAUGCCUCGCCCGUGGUUGCGGCGACGGAGGCUGACAGGGCGGACGGGAGCGAGGACGAGGACGAGGAGCCUGCGGGUGGAGAGGGAGCGCAGCAGGGGGAGCAGGAGAGCCCGGAGGCCGCUGCUGCUGGUGGUGGUGAUGGGGACAGCGGGGAUGCAGCUGCGGCUGCGGAGGAGGAGCGAAAGGAGGGGACAAAGGAGGAGAUUGCGGCGGAUGCGGAGGAGGAGGAAGAGGAGGAGCCGGCAGCCAAGGGGCCGCGUCGUCGCACCCCUCGCGUUGCGUGAGGUCGUCACCAGUGUGUUAUGUGAAAACUGGCCGCGAGUCGGAACCAGUGUGUGCGGUCGGCGGCCACGGGUACCGGAGCAUACGGUGCUAAGGCCCUUAAAAGCACGGUGGUUGUGGCAAGUGUGUGUUAUGCGAGGGCUUGCGAGGGCUUGAGUGUGGUGGGAUUUGAGCCCUUCUUUGAGCGUGGUGGGAUUCAUUGCGUCCGUGAUUCACGCGUGAUAACGGGAUGUCUCCUUGACACUUAUCCCUGACGCGGGAGUAUUACCUAGCAGGAGAUCCCAGCCCAACAUGGACCGGCUAACGCAUACCAGUAGAAACCGCAUUGCAAGAUUUACAACCAUCAACUCCUACAGAAUGCCCAUUUUGUAUAUCUGUUGCUGCAGUUGCAGCGCAAACACACAUAUCGAAAACAUUGGGCGGAUGCUGAAUUGCAUUGCCGCCCCUCCUGCAACAGCCUCCUGCUUCCUGCUUUA
This is a messenger RNA of Astrephomene gubernaculifera, 2586 nucleotides long. NCBI's taxonomy places the organism in Eukaryota, Viridiplantae, Chlorophyta, Chlorophyceae, Chlamydomonadales, Astrephomenaceae. The record is from the annotation of a GenBank genome assembly.